Messenger RNA from Linum tenue, 1688 nucleotides. NCBI's taxonomy places the organism in Eukaryota, Viridiplantae, Streptophyta, Magnoliopsida, Malpighiales, Linaceae. The record is from the annotation of a GenBank genome assembly.
AAAGUAUUAAAAGAAGCCAAGCUCUCCAAAACGGCAUAAUUUGAAGAAUUGGAGCUGGAUUAGUCAAUAUUCACAAAAAUAAAUAGUGCCUCUUUCUCCUCGUCUCUCAUCGUCGGCGGUCCCCCAAUUCAGAUUCCCCCCAAAUUGCCGUUGUUUCCCAAGGAAGCGAAGAGGGGGAUUUUCAUGGAGAGCAUAGCAUUGUGGCAAGCGUCGGCUCUCUGUGGAAUCGCGUCGUGGAUUGCUGUGUCUUCGUGUUUCAAUGUCACCCAAAAGAUUCGAUCUUUGCUGCAGCCAUGGGCGUCCCACCACGUCGCCGCCGGCACCCCUGCCGUUCUCCGGAUCCAGAAGCACCAGAAUAGAUAUUUGGAUGCCCUCUUCUCCGGCUUGUCUUGUGUCGUCUCUGUGCCCUUCUACACGGCCUUUCUUCCUUUCCUGUUCUGGAGUGGACAUGGCAAAUUGGCUAGGCAGAUGACCCUUUUGAUGGCUUUCUGUGAUUAUUCAGGGAACUGUAUUAAGGAUGUGGUGUCAGCUCCAAGACCCAGUAGCCCUCCAGUCAGGAGAGUCACUGCCACAAAGGACGAGGAAGACAAUGCCUUGGAAUAUGGGUUGCCUUCUUCCCACACUCUCAACACCGUUUGCCUUUCUGGGUACCUUUUGCACUAUGUUUUAUCCUAUAUGCAAGUUCAGGAUCAGUCAUUGACCUUUGCGGCAGUUGCCUUCGUUUGCUUGCUUGUCUGCCUCACUGGUUGGGGAAGGAUUUACCUUGGCAUGCACAGCUUGAUUGAUAUCAUCGGUGGUCUUCUUAUUGGUCUCAUGAUCCUUGCCUCUUGGCUGACUGUGCAUGACCACAUUGACAGCUUCAUAAUCUCUGGACAGAAUGUUACAACAUUUUGGGCGACUUUGAGCUUCUUGUUGCUUUUUGCUUAUCCAACUCCCGAGUUCCCAACGCCAAGCUUUGAAUACCACACAGCCUUUGAUGGUGUCGCAUUUGGAAUUGUGGCUGGAAUCCAGCAAACCUACCAGCAGUUCCACCACGAAGGUGUCCCGAAGAUAUUCACUGCAGAGCUCACAGUCCCUGCUUUCCUGGGAAGAGCUGCUGUCGGAAUACCUACAAUUUUAUUGGUCAAGUUCUGCAGCAAAGCCCUGUCCAAGUGGAUUCUUCCACUAGUUUCAAACACCUUGGGGAUCCCUAUAAGAUCAACCGGUUACAUCCCGGUGCUGAAUGCAGCAACAGGGAAGAAAUCAGAAGGUAAUAUGAAGCAGCAGCAGUCAUCAGUAGGGUACAUCCAGAAACUAUUCUUUUUCUCUAACCAAAUGGAUUCUUUUGACGUCGAUACUGGCAUAAGAUUCCUCCAGUAUGCAGGCCUUGCAUGGUCCGUCGUGGAUCUGGUCCCAUCUAUUUUCUCAUACCUAGGUUUGUAGAGACCCUGCAGACAACUGAUUGACCCGGUGAUUUUGGUUCAACUAUUCAGAGGAUGAUGAAGAUGUUGGUGUAAAUAUGAGGAGAUUUAUGAGUUUCAGUAGGGAGGGUUGUUAUAGUUAUAUUCUUCAGGGUGAGAAGCCAUCUUCCAGAGUCCAGACUGCUUUAAUCAUACAUAUCUCUUUAUCAUUGUAAUGUGUAGAAUUUUGUAAUGAAAUCUUCUAUCUUCCUAUGUAUUUAACCAUACUGUAGCCAGCGUCGUCCAGCU